AUGGCACUCCACGAGAAGUUAUUAGAGGCGUCGGGCAAGCAUCCCAAGCCUGCAGAGCAUCAAUUUCAAUAUGGAACCGCCGGUUUUCGUAUGAAGGCUACUUUGCUUGAUCCUGUCGUCUUCCGCGUUGGUCUGCUGGCAGCAUUGCGGUCAAAGCGAUUGGGAGGACAGACAAUUGGUGUGAUGAUCACUGCGAGUCACAACCCGCCUGAGGAUAAUGGUGUCAAGCUGGUAGACCCCAUGGGCGAAAUGCUAGAAGCCUCCUGGGAAGCAUAUGCGACCAAGCUUGCUAAUGCAUCAAGCGAUGCCGAGCUCGUCGAAAUCUACAACAAGCUCUCCACGGAUCUUAAGAUCAAGUCCGAGACCCCCGCUCGCGUGGUGUACGCCCGUGAUACUAGAGCGUCUGGCGCAACCCUCGUUGCGGCCCUCGUUGAUGCGCUCGAGGUCACUGGCACACAGUACACUGACUACAAACUCAUGACAACACCUCAGCUGCAUUACAUUGUUCGAAGCGUCAACACCCAAGGCAGCGAAGCUCCCUUUGGCGAGCCCUCCGAGACCGGCUACUACAAGAAAGUCGGCGCUGCAUUCAAGAAGGCCAUGCAAGGCCGCAAGGCCAAUGGCUCUAUCACGGUUGACUGCGCCAACGGUGUAGGCGGAGGCAAGCUCAGAGAGCUGAUCAAAUAUCUCCCACAAGCCUCAGAAGGCGGCCUCGAGAUCAAAGUUGUCAACGACGACGUGCUCAAGCCCGAGCGGUUGAACUAUCAGUGCGGCGCCGACUUUGUCAAGACGAACCAGCGUGCUCCCCCCUCUUCCCACGCCGGGCAACUCGCACGAUGUGCCUCUCUCGACGGCGACGCUGACCGCAUCGUCUUCUACUUCAUCGACCACGACGGCAAAUUUGUCCUUCUUGACGGCGACCGCAUUGCUACGCUCGCCGCCUCAUUCAUAGGAGAUCUCGCCAAACAAGCCGGACUCGGGGACGAGCUGCGGAUCGGCGUCGUGCAGACGGCCUACGCAAAUGGUUCCAGCACGCAGUAUAUCAGCAAGAGCCUAAAGCUGCCUGUCGUCUGCACACCGACGGGUGUAAAGCACUUGCACCACGCCGCCACGAAAUUCGAUAUCGGGGUGUACUUUGAAGCCAACGGGCACGGAACAGUGGUCUUCUCCCCGGCAGCUCUGAAGACGCUCGCGACCACGGAACCGCAAUCCCCCGCGCAGAAAACCGCACUUGACACUCUCCGCGCCCUGACCGAUCUCAUCAACCAGACUGUCGGUGACGCCCUGUCUGACCUGCUCCUCGUCGAAGUCAUCCUCGCGCAUAAGGGCUGGGGUCCCAAGGAAUGGGAGUCGACCUACACCGACCUCCCCAACCGGCUUGUCCGGAUCGAAGUCGCAGACCGGAACAUUUUCAAGACUGUCGAUGCGGAGAGACGCUUGGAGAGCCCGCCCGGCGUGCAAGACCAGAUUGAUGCCCUUGUCGGCAAAUACAAGGCUGGGAGAUCAUUCGCGCGGGCAAGCGGCACGGAAGAUGCUGUUAGAGUAUACGCCGAAGCCGCGACGCGCGGUGAAGCCGACGACCUCGCGCAGAAGGUUGCGACUGUCGUCAAGCAGGCCGGGCGAUGA
Messenger RNA from Xylona heveae TC161, 1626 nucleotides. Its product is annotated as Phosphoacetylglucosamine mutase. The transcript has 6 exons. The record is from RefSeq and is a predicted model, not a curated record. Gene Ontology annotation, biological process: UDP-N-acetylglucosamine biosynthetic process; carbohydrate metabolic process. Gene Ontology annotation, molecular function: magnesium ion binding; phosphoacetylglucosamine mutase activity. Lineage: Eukaryota; Fungi; Ascomycota; Xylonomycetes; Xylonales; Xylonaceae. The coding region runs from base 1 to 1626 and encodes 541 amino acids.